GAGACCGACUUAUUAUUUUUUGGCCCAAACGAAGACAUUUGUGAAUGAUGGGUAGUGUUUGGUUGUAGGUGGCUGACGGUAAAAAUUAGUGGGAAAAAGGUCCAAGGGUUAUCUGUUUUGACAUCUUGUGUUCUGUAGCUUCGUGUAGUGUUUGCUCUUGAGCGAAAUGCCAGAGUCCAAACAGCUAUCAGUAACGACAAUAUAUAAGUUCACAUGACAGUGUGGUAUUCAUUUUCUAUUCUUGCUUCAACUUGAUCGGGUCUAUUCCCAAGUCAGCUUGCUUAUUCAACGGCUUGGAGAUCAAGAUGGCAAACCCUGACAAGUCUCCCUCGUCUGAGCAGCAGGUCCGACUCAUGAUAUGGACUGUUCCUCGCUCCAUCUCAACUGUCCUGGCCAAAUGUCUGAGCUUCGUUGACAACUCAAAGGUUUUCUUCGAAAACUAUAUCAAUGCGUAUGUUCUUGAUCCUGUGCGACAGCUUGAGAAGUAUCGAAAUGCUGAACUUGAAGAGGCGAUGGGUGCUGCGGUGAAAGACAUAUCUGACGUGGCGGGGAUAUCGGCUGGGAUUGAUGCAUCUGAAUGCAAUUACCAAUGGGUCAAGGAGCAGCUUGAGAAAGCCCACGUCGGAAAGAAGUUCAUCUUUUGUAAAGACAUGGCCUACACCAUUACAGAUAAUAUGGAGUUCCUCCCGAAGGGUUACCGUCAUUUGUUCCUCAUCCGCCAUCCUCUCAAGGUCCUUUCAUCUUGGAAGAGACUGUACCAGAGUUUAACAAACUUGUCUCCAGAUAAAUUCAGCCUUACAGACUUUCCUACAAUAUUGUUCCCGAAAGGUUAUGGCUUCCGAGAGAUGCACGAGUUGUUCGAGUACGUGAAGAUGGAGUUUGAUCAAGAGGCGAUCAUCAUCGACGCGGAUGACCUUCUCCAAGAUCCCAAGGGUAUCCUGUCGGCGCUCUUCAAGCUCAUCGGGCUACCCUUCGAGGAGAAGAUACUACAUUGGGAAGCAGGGAAUGCAGUCACUGAGCUCUGGACCAUCCCACGGUUUUUAUUACAAGGGAACCAGCUCGGGGGUUACUACCAGAACGCGCUGGAUAGUACGUGCUUCCUGAAACCUGGGGCUUUACCCGAUCGCACAUCUGUUUCUCCCGACAUCCUCCCUUUGGUAGACGCAUCCAUGCCGUACUACGAGAAAUUGUACGCCCAGCACCUGUCAGCAUAAUGUGUUUCAAGCCUCGGUCUAAGGAUUUAUGCUGUCGUUCUUAUCUGUACAAUCGUGUAACUGUCGGCAAAGAGGCCGC
Molecule: messenger RNA, 1293 nt
Organism: Patiria miniata (bat star)
Lineage: Eukaryota; Metazoa; Echinodermata; Asteroidea; Valvatida; Asterinidae
Product: branched-chain-amino-acid aminotransferase-like protein 1
Exons: 2
Coding region: 306-1214 (302 amino acids)
Source: RefSeq, a predicted model, not a curated record